GGUAUGUGUAUCACCAUGCGUGAGGCAUGGCUGACCAUAGACCGGCUCAGAAGUGGCCGAGACAUUCGCCUCUCGACCGCGACCAUGAGAGCACUCAACUCUCGACGCCCACGGUCAACCGCGAGCAUCUAUCGGCUCGUGCCUCGCUCGACUCUUUGUUUCUUCUUUCUGCUUUGCGUCCUUCAUCACACACGAGCGCGAAGUGUGCCUCACGAUGACGGCAGCGUCAUUGCGGAUCAAGUGAAUGAUAAGAUUUCAAAACCGGUAGAGGUGAGUGAUCCUGACGACGUAAACAAAGAAGAUGCGGAUCAAGCACGAAAAAGCUUGGCGAUAGCAAAUCAUGAUGAAGAUGAAGAUGUUAGUGAAGGAAGAAAUAAUUCAAAAGAAGAGAUACUCGUCGAGGAUCCUGAAAAAAUUCAAGCCGAAGUUGCCAGUGAUGAAGGUAGCGUGGCGAAGAAGAGAAGACGAAACGACGUGAGUCUUUCCGGUAAACCCGUGUCGCAGAAUGGCGAGACUGUUGCACAGAAUGUCGAGGAAAAGAACGAAGGUGUUCGAAGAUUUGACGCUCAGGUCGAGUCUGAUGAUACUGAGACGAUAUUGGAUCAACGGAAUGUAUCGGACAAUACAGAAAACAGUCAGGAUUCACAAGAAGAUACUAUUGAAAUUAACGUCGAGGAAUUACACGCGGAUGUAAGAAACAUAGAUGUGAAUGCCGAUGAAGAUAGGGCGGAGCCGGAAGAAGAGAAGAACGUAGACACUUCUUCUAAUCUUGGAGAGAAUCUAGAAGAUAUUAAAUUGAAAUGCGCGGAUAAAAUAGAUUUAAACAAAGAAGAAACGGGGCAGAUCGAAAAUUUAGCGGAACAUAAUUUGGAUGAGGCACAAAUAGAGAAUACCGAGAAAGUGAACGAAGACGUACGCAAUGAGCUUCGUAGCUUGCAGCUUCCUCAAACGGAAGAAACCGAAAGUAAUCAAGAGGAACAUGUCGUGGAAGAAACUGAAAGUAAUCAAGAGAAACGUGUGAUCGACGAGGCUUCGAGCAAUGAAGAAAUCGGUGACGAAGAUUUGGAUCUGAACAGAGAAAAUAGAGCCAGUGUUCCAGAGAAAUUUGCGGCUGAAAAAGACGAAGAGAUUCGCAAUCAACGUAACAGCGACGCGGAAGUGACAUCGACUCGAAGUGAGAAUCUUGAUCAAUCAUCUUCAACAACGGAAGCCGAUUUAAACCGUUUUCAAAAAUGGAAGAAUCAAGCUGCGUUUCUUCAGGAACAAAUCAAGAACAGAACAUUUUUGCAGUAUUUAAGAGAACAGGCAAUUGAGGUGCUCCCCGAUAUUCCAAAAUUCACGGAAAAUCAGUUAUUGGAUACUUUGAAGGAUAUUGCGAUAACGCGGGAGUCACUUACGAACGAAACGUUCUUGGCUAGCUUAAACACGACUGAAUUGACUAAAAAUCAAUUGGAAAUAAUAAAGUGUGCCGAGCAAUUAGUACAGACAAAACAGCGCCAGUCGUUCGUGGAAAAUAUAGGAGAAUGCAUUCGCGGUCUCAGUGUCUUUAAUUGCAUACGCAUCUUCGUCUGGCCCGUCGUGCUCGACAAUCUCCCGGAAUCAGUUAAGCAGCCUCUGAAUAAUCUACCAAUCGAGGUAAACUUAAUGGAUUUAUUUCAGGGUAACAGAGCCAAAUCUGCGAGAUCAGAGAAUAGCCUUCAUCAUCCGUGGUUGCUAACGCCUGAGUUCGUUGUUUUCAACAUUCUGAAGGGUGCUUUGGAAUCGAAAGUCACCUACGAGUUGGUGCCGACUUUCAUCGAUCCGACGAACGAAACCCUGAGGGCACUGCUUACUAUCGGUCAACUCCAAAUUUUGCAGAUGGCUGAGAAACUUUUACCCGGUGAGAGGCGUCGCGAAUAUGCCGACAGGAUGUUCUCAUGCGUACGUAGAUUCGAGUACUUCAGCUGCGUUAAGUACUUUGCUUGGCCGAUGGUGAAACAACAUUAUCCGACGCUGCCGGCUUUUCCGGAUUAUCAGAAUUGGUAUCCAUCGAUACCGUUGUAUCCGCAGUACCCUAUCGUUCCCUUUCCCAGUUUUGUGGGGACUCCUGGCGAGCUUCCGGAAGUCAUUGAAGCUGACGCCACGAGAAUGCGGAAGCCCAAGCCGGAAGCGGUGAUCGUGAACAUCCUUCAGAAUACCUUGAAGGAGCACGCGAAGGUUCCUCCUCCUUCUAUCGCUCAUACUACAGAUUCUUACAUUGCUGUACUUCCUCCGGAGCAAUUACUGUCGAUCCACAUGGCUGAACAGCUACUUCCUAUCGCGUAUCGUCCAGAAUUUGUUCAGAAGACUGUUAAGUGCAUUCAGGAAUUUAAUUAUGUAACCUGUUUUAAAUAUUCCACCUGGCCGACGGUCAAACAGUUUAUUCCCAAUCUACCGGAUAUUUCCGAGUGGCUACCGGACUGGCAAUUGCCCGAUUUCUUCGGUUUCUUGCCAAAUUUUCAGUUUCCUGAUUUUUCAUCAAUUUUAGGAGGAAGCCAAUCACCGACUUUACCGAUUCCACCGACUUUACCAAACCCACCGACUACGACGACACCGCUAGUCACUGAAAAUCCAUCGGAAUCCGCUGGGGCAGAAAAAUUAUCCAGUCGGAUUCCAUUAUUAUCACGCCAAAACGAAAUUUCUUCCAAAGCAUCCAGCGAAUUAGAAAACAAGGUUACGGAGAUUUUAACAAAGGUACGUAAUUCCCUGAGAGCGACAUCGAAAAAUUCGCAUUUAAUCGUCAACGAAAAUGUGAUUGUUCUGACAACAAUUACUGAGAAACAACUUAAUAUACUACAAUUAGCGGAGAGCAUGGUACCACCUCCGGCUCGAGCACCUCUUGUAGUUCAAGUUAUGUCUUGCCUCCAGGCGAACAAUGACUUUCUCAAUUGCACCAGAUACGUUAUUUGGCCCACGGUUGCUCUUUACGUUCCUAAUUUCCCUGAAUUUCCUGAUUUUUCAUCUGCUCAACAACCAUCGAAACAAGAAGACCAAAUACCAUUGAAAGACAAGAACGUUUCAGCUAUCAAGGAUCAGCAGGAAUGGAACAAAUCGCAAACGAAUUCCAACGUGAAGAUUAUUUCUAGGACGAAAUUUUCGCCUAAUAAUGGUCCUGUGAUUAGUGUUACUGGUACCCGAUUUGUGCCGAUAUUUACAGAACAUCCUGAAUCGGUAAUACUUAACAUUCUCAAGGCGAUUCAGCUAUCUUCGCCAAACGUAAGAGAUGAGCAGAGUGUGAAAAUAACUAGCACGCAACAGUUUGACCAUCUGCUUAAUGAUCAACAAUUGACUAUUCUUAAGAUAACAGAGGGCUUACUACCCGAUGCAACCCGUUCUGCUUUUAUCGAUCGAAUGAUAGAAUGUAUACGCAAGAACAAUUUUCUAGGAUGCUCAAGGACGGUAUUGUGGCCGAGUUUAUCGAAAUAUUUCCCUAGAUUGCCCAGCUUUCCAAAUUUCGGAGGACAUCUUCAAGCAGCAAACAAUAAGUCUACAUUAUCUCAGAAUCUGACUGACCCAUCGCCGUUGUCGGAGACUGAUGUGAAAGUCGGUCAACACGGAGAUGCUACUGUUACCAUUACAGAUACUAGAUUUUAUCCGAUUUUUUCGGAACAUCCAGAAGGUGUAAUUUUAAGAAUACUUAAAACCGUACAGCAUUCUACGCCGGAAGUCCUGCCUUCAAUGAUUACUUCAAGAUCGCCGCAUGUUACGUCUUAUUUCACGGAACAACAAGGUAACAUCGUUCAAAUUGCAGAAAGUCUAUUACCGGAAUCAGUAAGACCAAUCUUCGUAGAGAGGAUGAUCGCUUGUGUUCGAGAGAGCACAUUCCUCGACUGUACAAGGAAUAUAGCUUGGCCGACAAUUGCUCAAUUCUUCCCGAGAUUGCCAAACUUUCCCAAUUUUGGAAAUUUUCAAAUUCUGCCAAGAACUAAACUCGAUUUAUCAUCGAUCAUACUACGUAACGUUUAUUCCGGUAAUCAGACAUUUAAUGAAAAAAAUGAAAAUAUAUCAAAAAUUGCCAUAGAAACAAUUGAGGAUAAAAUAGAGAAUACAUUGAAAGAUUUGCUAAGUAAGAACUCAUCACCGCGUUCAGAAAAUUCUUACCUAGACGUCAAUAAUCCUGUGAUAGGCACUUUUUUGACUGCUCAGGAGAUGAACAUUGUCAGAUUGGCGGAGAGAGCAAUACCGGAUUUGAUACGUCGCGAAUAUGUAACCAACUUGUUGGACUGCGUGAGAAGCAAUAAUUUCAUGGCCUGCACCCAGCAUAUCACUUGGCCAAUUUUGAAGCAAUUUUCACCAAGUAUACCAAGCCUCGAAGAGUUAUUCGGUCAGUUUCAAACUCCUGGUGCUGGUCAGAUUCCCGGUAUAAGCCUAAUUCCUGGCUCUGGUCAAAUUCCUGGUAUUAGCCAAAUUCCGGGCUCUGGUCAGAUUCCCGGUAUAAGUCUAAUUCCUGGCUCUGGUCAAAUUCCCAUUAUUGGCCAAAUUCCUGGCGCAGGUCAAAUUCCAGGUGCAGGUCAAAUUCCUGGUGCCGGCCAAAUUCCUGGAGCCGGUCAGAUCCUUGGUAUAGGUCAACUUCCUGGUCAGAUCCCGAGUUUUCCUGGAAAUCCUUUCGCCGAGCGUCCUGGCAUACAGUUUCCUCUCCCUCAACGUCCUACGGUACCGAGUGGAAUUCAAACUGGCAUUCCUCAGUUUCCAGGAUUGCCUAGCUUUGGCGGCAUAAAUUAUCCGCAAAUUCAAAUCCUGUCGGAUACGCCGAAAGAGUCGAAGUUGCAGGAGCCAAAGCUACAGGAAUCGAAGUCGCAGGAAUCGAAAUUGCAGAAGUCGAAGCAGGAGCUGAAAUCUCAAGAGCAAACAGUUCAGUCGAAAGUUGCGCAUGCAGUGGAACAGGCAAACCAGAUAAGUGGAGAAUCGAGGGCUUCGAACACUGCGUCAGUAGACGAGCAAGGAACCAUCCCCGAGUAUCUUGGACAGCCAACAAACAUCCUCAUAGAUACUUCCAAGGAAAAAGUCCAGUUGUCUGAAUUUAAGCAACAAUCAUUGUCGGAGUCCGUUCCCUCAAGCGCAUCAUCCAAGAAACACAAAAGGAGACGAAGAAGUACUGAUCAAUUAUUAAAUUCUUACUAUGAGACCGAAGGAGAAAUUGAACAGACUUCGAAGACGACAAUGGAUAGUAUGUUCCCGAACAUCACGGAAUCCGAUUUUCUUCAGCUUCUAGUUAAUAUUUCCAAAUCUGAACAAUUUUUGGAAGAAAAAUCCAAAGAUAAUUCAAAGGAAUAUUUUGUUGAUACAUUAAAUUAUACAGUCAGAAAUUCUCUAACUGCCGAUCAGUACGAAAUCUUGAAACUAGUGGAAGAUUUGAACGAACAUACGGCAAAUCGCAGUUUUCUAUCGCGAGUAGUUCGAUGCGUACAGAGCUUGAGCUUUAUCAGAUGCAUGGGCAUUUUUGUCUGGCCAGUAAUUACUAGUAUCGUGCCAUCUAUCUUGCCGUCCUUACCAUCAUUUCCUAUUGGUUUCGGAAGAUCAAUGGAAACUGAAGUACAGAAUUUCUUCGGUAUGUCCACGAAGGAUUUCGAGAAGGAAUUAUUGACGAGAAAGAAAUCAAUGGAAAAUAUUUUCUUGGACUGGUAUAAGAUAGCAAUGGAGGAUAAAUUUCAAGUAGACAUGGGUUUCUUAAAGCUUAAGGGUUACGGGAACGGUGAAAUCGGUAUAAGCUUCAAUGGCUUUCGCGAAGGUAGAGCUACGAAGAUCAAAGACAACAAGAACUUGCCGAGUAUCCUGACGAUCAUCAGCGAUAUUAUGGAAGAAGUAUUGGAUCAGCGGCCGGACAACGAGAAGCUGAAGAAAGAAAAAGAAAGAAAAGAGAGGAGUCUGGAUGACAUGCAAGAUGCGAAUUUUCAGCUUUUGCAAGAGAGCGAUGAGUAUACGGACAUUAAGCGAUCUAUAAAUGACGAUAAGAUAAUCACUAUGUUUCUAGAUAAAAUCAAGGCCAACGCAACGGACUUCGCCGAUGGUGAUGUUGCUCAGUUUCUUAACGUAGAGAAUGCUUACAAUGCUUUCAGUGUACUCUUUGGGACCCGUUUAAACGAAAAGUUUGCGAGCAGAUUAAAAGCCUUUACUGAAGAACAUCUUAGGAGAGAUAAUCCUGAGAAGCAUAUGAAGAAUCUCAGGACGGAGGAAAUAAAAGUAAUACCGUUGAAGGAAGAAAUGACCCAUGAGCUUCAAAAAGAAUCUGUGGAAAGUGACAAAGAACGCAAAAGAGAUCAACGUGCAAAGAAUGAAUUCAGAUCUUUGCUGAAUGAAUUUUCAGAGAAUUUAGAAAAGAAGGCGAAAUUUUUUAUUCAGAAGAACGAGGAUCCAGAUAAUGAAAAUAGGAUCAAAGAUACCGAAUCGUCCUCCGACAACAAUAUACGUUCGGAACUGAGGAUUUACUUGCCACGUUUGCAAGAAGACAUUAUGUCCAAGAAAAUCACGAGUGCGGUGAUACAUCUAUUGGUUUCAUAA
This is a messenger RNA of Acromyrmex echinatior (Panamanian leafcutter ant), 6516 nucleotides long. RefSeq lists its product as uncharacterized. The record is from RefSeq and is a predicted model, not a curated record. NCBI's taxonomy places the organism in Eukaryota, Metazoa, Arthropoda, Insecta, Hymenoptera, Formicidae.